AUGAGUGAUCAUGCAGCCAUCCAGAUCGUUGAACUGAAAGAUGCAGCAGCUGAAUCCGAUGCCAGGAUGAUUGUAGAAGAGCAGUUUCAGACGACAGAGAUACGGCCAUCGGCACCCCCAGUAGGAUCGUGCGAAGAUACGAUUACUCGCUGCUUGGAUCAAGUUCACCGCCUACUAAAGGAAACGCCAAGAGGCUUCCUAGCCGAGACCUCGCCCCACACCAUCUUUAGGAUCCCCCGGCCGCUUCGUGGGAUCGAUCCUAAGGCCGAAGAGCCUGAGAUCUUAUCUAUAGGCCCAUACCACCGGGGCCGGCCACAGGUGCUCGCGUUCGAAAAGUUUAAGCCGCUCUUCCUCUCGAGGUUCCUUGGCCGCACAGAGAAGGACUUGAAGGGGCUUACGGAAUUAGUGGCGGGUAUGGAGAGUUCUGCCCGGGCUUGCUACUCGGAACAUGUGGAUAUGACAAGUUGCGACUUCGUGCAGAUGAUGCUACUCGACGGUUGCUUUGUGGUGGAAUUCCUACUCCACAUUUUCGGGAGCGGUCAUGAGACUGGCGAACAUGACCCCAUCUUUGCACGGCCCCAGAUAAUCCCGAUUCUCAUUAGGGAUUUACUGAAGCUUGAAAACCAGAUUCCGUACUCCCUUCUUCAGUCAUUGUUUAACGGGGCAGUCCCAUUGGAUUUAGUAGAGGAAUUAGGAACUUUGGCCACACUCGCGUUCAAAUUGUUUACUCUGGCCUAUCCGAGAAGCAUGGCGCUUAUCAAACCUUGGUGGAAUCGUGAAUACGAGCACCUACUUGACCUGUUUUACUCGAGUCUCUCACCGAGAAGGCAGGUCCACCCCAAAUCCAGGAAGAAGUCCUGGUCAUCGGCUCAGUCCGUACCGUGUGUCACCGAGCUUGGGCCCUGCGGAAUCAAAUUUAGGUCCAAGAAGGCAGACAGUUUGCUGGACAUAAGUUUCCGUAGACGAGUGCUCCGGAUACCAGAUAUUCCAAUCAAAGACUUCGUGAACAGCGUGCUGAUAAAACCGGUACUCCAGAUACCAAACAUCACAAUCGACGAUUUCAUGACCACCAUGCUGAUAAACUGCGUGUCCCUGGAACAAUGCCGGGAAAACAGGUCCAAGUACAUGACUGAUUACGUCUCCUUCAUGCACUGCCUUAUCAAUCGGCCGAAGGACGUGUCGCUCCUCCGUUCAGAAGGGAUCAUCGCACUAUUUUCUCAUGACGACCAGCGAGUGGCUGAUUUGUUCAAUAAGCUGGGGAAGAACAUUUCUUACAACGUUCAUGACUGUUUUCUGUCGGAGCAGUUCAAGGAACUGGAGUCGUACUACCACAGCGACUGGGCGAAAAUGAUGCGCACUUACUUUUCCAGUCCGUGGUCGGUCAUAUCUCUCUUCUCAGCUUUCUUAGUCAUACUUCUCGCCAUCAUACAAACUUAUGUUGCUAUUCUUACUUAUUGCACGCACCACUAG
This is a messenger RNA of Eucalyptus grandis, 1470 nucleotides long. RefSeq names its product UPF0481 protein At3g47200. The record is from RefSeq and is a predicted model, not a curated record. Lineage: Eukaryota; Viridiplantae; Streptophyta; Magnoliopsida; Myrtales; Myrtaceae. Bases 1 to 1470 code for a protein of 489 amino acids. The transcript has a single exon.